Mytilus californianus (California mussel) is the source of this 1932-nucleotide messenger RNA. RefSeq lists its product as uncharacterized. Gene Ontology annotation, molecular function: zinc ion binding; ubiquitin-protein transferase activity. Gene Ontology annotation, biological process: positive regulation of DNA-templated transcription. The transcript has a single exon. Gene Ontology annotation, cellular component: chromatin; nucleoplasm. The record is from RefSeq and is a predicted model, not a curated record. Bases 22 to 1707 code for a protein of 561 amino acids. Lineage: Eukaryota; Metazoa; Mollusca; Bivalvia; Mytilida; Mytilidae.
CCUGUGUUACACGUUACAAUAAUGGCGUUCUCACAAUCAUUCAGAAAAGGACAAAUACCUGUUAAUUGUAGUUUAUGCGAAACAGAUAGACCUAUCAAGUGGAAAUGCAUAGACUGCAAUAUUCUCAUGUGUAAUCACUGCAAAGAAUUAGUUCAUUCUAAAUUCAAAAAUGCACUAGAGCAUAAAGCAAUAGACAUCAAAGAUAUAGGACUGCACACAGAGGAAAUUGAUUUCACCAAUAUUAAGUGUAUACAACAUUCAUUACAAUCUUGCUGCCUUUUUUGCAAGACAUGUGACUUUCUUGUGUGUCCCACCUGUUUUGCCAAAGAUCAUAAGAAACAUGACUUAACUGAGAUUAGUGAAGGGUACAAUAUGAAAAUAAAGAGGCUGAAAAAAGAACAUGGUAAAACUCAAAGCAGCAAUGCCGAAUCAGCUAUCCAAAUAGACCAGCUUCAGGAACUUGUAAAUGAAAAAAAUCUCAAGCAUUCAAAAGUCAGAAAAGAUAUUAUGGAUCAUAAAAAAGUUAUUAAAGAACAAGUAGAAAAAUAUUUCAACGAACUCAGUAACAAACUGGAUCAAAAUCAUGAAAAUGCUCUUUCAUCACUCAAGUCUGAUCUUAAUGCUAUCGACUUAUUCAAUACACAGACAAAGAAUAAAACAAUUGAAGUCCAGGAAUUCAUUCAAAUCACUGAUGCUUCUAAAUUCUUCAGAGAGGUCAACAAGAUGGAGACGUCCCUUGAAAUUCCAAUACAAGAAAUUAAGUCAAGUUACAUUUCUUCACCAAAAUUUGUUCCAGGAAAUAUCACCCAAUCUAAUAUUGGAUCUUUAGAAGAUGAUGAAAAUUUGUUCAUGGAACCAAAUAUAUCUCUAGUUAUCAACAAAGAAUACCAGUCUGACCUCAAAGGAAUAACCUUUAUCAGACCAUGCAUUGACAAUUCAUACUGGAUAUGCUCUACUAUUGAAAGUAAAUUACAAAAAGUAAAAUCUGAUGGGGCCAAACUUUGCAAAAUAUCGCAAUAUGAGAAAGAGGUCUUUGGCAUAGCAGUACUUUCAUCUAAUGAUGUCCUCUUAGCGACAGGGGGACCAAGACUAAAACAACUCACUAUUACCACUGGUAAACUGACAGACACUGUGUAUAAUGUUGCCCCUUUAACUCCUUCUGCCAUCCACAUUACCAGUGGUAAUAAAGUAGUUGUAGGAGGUAAAAGUAACAAAUUAGGAAGAAGAGCUGUGUUUGUAAUGAAUGAAGAGGGAGAACUUGAGACUGUAUAUGAACAUGAUAAACAUAAUCAACCUAUAUUUACUUACCCAAGGAGAAUAACUAGCACCAAAAAUGGAAAUAUAUUUGUGGUAGAUUGUGAACCAGCCUGUAGUAGAGGAAGAGUAGUAGUCUUAGAAGAAGGAGGUCAUAUAAUAAAUGAAUAUACCGGCCAUCCAGAUAUCAGUAAGGAUCAACCAUUUAAACCGAGGGACAUAGUGGCAACUCCUAAAGACAAUGUGGUUGUGUCACAUCAAAAUGAUUCAUCUUUAUACAUUCUAAACAACCAAGGUCAUCCAAUGACAUACUACAACACUAAUAACAUAGGAAUAUUCUAUCCAUGUUCUCUUGCCUUCAGUUCAUUAGGACAACUCUGCAUAGGAUGUGUUAUGAUUCAAGAAAGUAAUGAGAAAGCAAAAAUGUAUGAAGUGAACAUUUCUGGAUUUUAAUAUUUUUUUUAAUUAAAAAUUCCAUCAAAAGCUGUGAACAUGCAGUACCAGAACAUGUUAUAUCUAAUGAAACUUUAAUUGUACAAAGUAAACAUUAUAAAUACAAAUGAGGUUUUCCUUUUUAAAAGAACAACAAACAAUCAAAUAAUUAUUUGCUGUUUUGUUUUGCCCUAACUGCUUUAUUUUUUUUUUAGAUUUAAGCCAAAAACUGCAGCUUUACCCAUA